Magallana angulata is the source of this 5398-nucleotide messenger RNA. RefSeq names its product E3 ubiquitin-protein ligase RBBP6-like. The transcript is spliced from 19 exons. Gene Ontology annotation, molecular function: nucleic acid binding; zinc ion binding; ubiquitin protein ligase activity. Gene Ontology annotation, biological process: ubiquitin-dependent protein catabolic process; protein ubiquitination; mRNA processing. The record is from RefSeq and is a predicted model, not a curated record. Bases 185 to 4744 code for a protein of 1519 amino acids. Lineage: Eukaryota; Metazoa; Mollusca; Bivalvia; Ostreida; Ostreidae. Gene Ontology annotation, cellular component: nucleus.
AUCGUUUUCUCUACGCAUUAAUCAACUUCCGCUUUGUUCAACAGGUUGAACAGCCAUCUUGAAUAAAUCUCUUUGUCGAGAAAACAUGUCUUCGGAGGUCACCUUAGCGUAAAAGACCGUUUUGUCAAGAAUUGGUGAAUCGCCGAAUCUUCUUGAACUUGGGUGAACAGUUGGAUCGGCAGCCAUGGCCUGUAUCCACUUCAAGUUCAAGAACAGCCUGGACUAUGAUUCCAUCACGUUUGAUGGUCUGCAUAUUGCCCUGCGGGAUCUGAAGAGGAUGAUAAUGAACAGAAAGAAACUCAGGGACACUGAUGACGAUCUACAGAUAAUCAAUGCCAUCACCAAAAAAGCAUACACAAAUGAAGAUGAAAUGAUUCCAAAAAAUUCUUCAGUCAUUGUUGCAAGGAUACCUGUCACUAAUGCGGCUCCACGGAAUGGACCGAAAACACUCAACCAUCCCAAUGCCUACAAAGAAGACCCUAAACCAGUCAGGAAGCCCAUGGAAGUUCCUGUGACUAAGCCCCAAGAUCCUUUAGAGACUGGUAACCUUAUCGAUUCUAAUGCGUCAGAGGAAGACAAAAUCAAAGCCAUGAUGAGGCAAUCAACCAUGGACUUUGAUCCUUCGAACUAUAUCAAUAACAAGAAAGCUCCCAUUGGAACUCCCUCACCUACCUACAUUUGUAAGAAAUGUGGAAAAUCUGGCCACUUCAUCCAGAACUGUCCAGUGGAACCAGGGGAGGCCUUUGACAAGGAGAAGAUCGCCAAGAGACCCACAGGAAUCCCCCAUUCCUUUCUGACCAAGGUUAAUGACCCUAAUGCCAAAGGUGCAUUGUUGAUAGGCCCCGGGCAGUAUGGAGUACCCACCAUUGACAUGAAUGCCUACCAGACGAAGAAGAAGGAGCGACCACCUUUCCUACCGGAGGAGAAGCUGCCCGAACCGAAGAAGGAGGAAAUCCCUGCGGAACUCCUCUGUCCUUUGUGUAGGGAUCUGCUCUCAGAUGCUGUCUUGAUCCCAUGCUGUGGAACUAGUUUUUGUGAUGAUUGCAUCAGAAAUGAAUUGUUGGACUCGGAGGAUCAUGAAUGCCCCCAAUGUCAUGAGACUGACAAAUCACCUGACAGUCUGAUUGCCAAUAAAUCUCUCCGGUCAGCCGUCUUUAACUAUCGUAACGAGACUGGCUACACAAAGAUCACCAAGGCAAUGCUAAAGUCACAACAAGAGAAGGUGGCAGUUGAAAGGGCCGCAAGGAAAUCAGAAGUUAAAGAAAAACGCACAGCACCUGCAAUCUCCCGACCUUAUGAGAAACCUGCUUCUGCACAAGCUAUUCCAACAUAUGGGAUGAAGGCGGGACAACAUUACAAAGUGGGAGGAUUUCAAGGGGGUCGAUCUCCAGGCUCACCAGCCAACGCCUCACCCAAGAUUAGCGACUCACAGAAUGGUUCGGAUCCAUCAGCUGGGACCAAGCCCUCCCUGUUAGUGUCAACCACCCCAGGCCCAGUCCCUGGGGGUCUCAGUCCUCCCACUCCCUGCAAGGAUGAAGCAAAUCUUUUGGCCCCAGCAUCAUCUGCCCAAGUUUCGGUUCAAUCCACUUCAACAUCUGUUCAGCCUUCUCUGUCAGCUUCUGUGACUUCUGUGAUACCCCAAAGGGCUCCAGCGAUCCCAGCCAGCUUUCCGACAGCCCCCAUCCAGACUGUUGGUGUUCCAUACCGACCUCCAUUGCCGCCAAUGGUAAACCCAUCCAUUCCACCCCCUGGGUUUGUGGCUCCCCCUCCAACCGGACCAUUCGGGGCAGGACCCAGAUUCCCCCCAGCACCAGCAGUGAUCCCCCCAUUCCAGGCUGUCCCCCCUCCCUCUAUGCCUUUGAGUAAGGAGGAAUUUUACCGACGUCAGAAGAAAAUGCAGGAACUUGAGAAAAAGAAAAAGGCAGACCCCCUGGAUGUGUUUGCCAGAGAACUUAUGGAUUACAAGAAAAAACCGAAGUCUGCAUCAAGAUCCAGAUCCAGAUCUCGUUCAAGAACACCUAGACGUUCUAUUACUCCCCGCAGGUCCAGAACAAGGUCAAAGUCAAGAAGUAUAACGCCUAGGAAACGAUCUCGAAGUUUGACUCCCAGGAAACGAUCCCGAAGUUUGACCCCGAGGAAAAGGUCCUACACACCUAGAUCAAGGACAAGAUCUCGCUCUAGGUCACCCAAGCGAUCGAGGUCUCCGUAUGGGAAACCUCCAUAUCGAUCCAGGUCACGCACAAGGUCAAGGACACCACCUAGAUAUAGGUCAAGGUCUAGGUCUUUCUCACCAAGAUAUCGCUCCAGGUCACCAAGACCCAGGUCCUACUCCAGAAGUCCUGUAAGAUACAGGGGUAGGUCCCCGCCCCCACGAUGGAGAUCUCGUUCACGCAGUCCAGGACGUUACGAUAGGUGGUCACCUCCACCCUAUGGGCGCCGCAGGUCUAGGUCACCACCUCCGCCACUUUACAGGGGUAGAUCAAGGUCACCUCCCCCAUAUGAUUACUUUAGACCAGAGUGGGAUGCCCCACCCCCCAUGUAUGGUGAUUACAGAGGACCACCUGCCAGACCAGGGGGAAGAGGACCCAUACCUCCCCACUAUCAGUAUCCACAAGAUCAAUUUAACAGGUUUGAUCCACACGCUUAUGACGAAUUUUACCAUGAGUAUUAUGCCAGAUAUGGCAUGCCACCCCCUCCUCCACCUGCAAAUCAAAUGUAUGAUGCCCCUUCAUUUCCCCCUCGAAGAUCUCGAUCUCCAAGAGACAGACGGCCCUUCAAAGAAAGACCUCUUCCUCGCCCCAAAACUGAAGACAGCAAGACAAACAGACCAGACAAGAAAUCUGUUGACAAAAAGCCAGACAAGAAAUCGAGUAAAUCAAGUAGCAAAAGAGAAGAGGAAAAGGCAAGCAAGAAAAAGAAGAGUGAAAAACCUUCAAAUAAGGAAAAGGAUGAGGAGAGUAAAGUGGAAGAGAAAAAAGAGAAUGGAGUGGAAAAGAAAGAGGAAGUUAAAGACAGUCAAUCUAAAAAGAAAAAGAAAGGGUCCUCCAAGACCAGCAAGAAGGAGCCAGUAGAAAGUGAUGUUAAGGAAGAAAAAUCAAAGGAUGAAGAAGAUAAAAAGCCAGUUAAAUCAGAUGAAGAAAAAGAUGGGAAAGAGGACAUAAAGGAGAAAGAUGCCCAAGAAAAGGUUGAGAAGAAAGAAAUAAAAGAUGUGGAGAAUCUGGGUGUUAAAAAGGAGAAACUGGAAGAUGUUAAAGAAAGUAAGGAAGAAAAGGUCAGAUCCAAAAAGAAAAGCAGUGCUAAGAAAGACAGUGGUGAAAAAUUAGAGUCACUCAAAUCUCCUAAACAGGAGAUCAAGUCCCCAAAGGAGGAAACUUCUAAAGAGGGAGAAAGGAAGGCUAAACGCAAGCAUAAAAAGAUGGUGAAGGAAGCCGCAACAAAAGAGAAGAAGCUUGUGGAGGAUGAUGAAGCAGAAGAAAGCCCUGCCAAGCGACAGAAGACAGAGCCAGUUACUGACAGUGGGGACCAGAUUAUGCUGUCCCCACCCAUUCUUUCCAAGUGGGAGAAAGAGGACUACCACGAUGACGUAUCCCCUCGCAGGAGUCGUAAAGCAUCCCCAGACAGCAGGCCAUCCAAGUCCAAACAGGACCGCAGAAUGUUGCCAAGGUCAGUCAUAGAAAAAGCUGAAAAAGCCUUAGCAUUGAAACAGCCUCAGCCCAUCUCUGUAGCUUCAUCAAUCAAGCCUUCCUCUAGCCUCGCCAAUCGACUUGAGAAAUCCCCUCCCCCCAAAUUAAGGUCCCCUGAUGGGAAACCUCGCAGGGUGUAUGUGGAAAAAGAGUCCAACAAGAAAGUGGAGGAAGACAGUAGGAAAGUGUUGAGUCGAGAUCGAUCUAUGCAAAUAACUGUGUCUGGGGAUGUGAAAUCAAAGACGAAGUCUAAAGACUCCAAGAAAGAAGUGAAAGAUCUACGGGAAUCUCUGUUGGAGAAGCGGAGAGCUUCAACUAGAAGUUCAUCCACAGAAGAAUUUGAACAGAACAAAGGGAAAGGAUUCAGUCAUGAUGAUAGGUUAUCUGUGAAUUAUGCUCGUGAGAAAGACUGGGAUUACAUAGAUGACGACAAAAAUACUGACGGAUGGUUAUCUAACAAGGUUAAAGGCUCCUCAAAGUCGAUGAAGGCUCGUAAAGACAUUACUGAAGAAAGGAGGUCUGCUUCCAAAGAAAAGUUGGUGGAGAAACGCAGAAAAUCUAGAGAGGACAAGGAAUCACCGAGAAGAUCUAGGAAAGAUGAGAACGGGGAGGACAAAAUUUCAAAGAAGAAUUCCAGAUCUCAGGAGAAGAAAGACGACAAGAAGAGAAAGGAAGACCAUGUCUCCAAGAGAGACAGUGCAGAGAAAGUAACAGAGAAGAAAGAGCAUAAAGAGAAAGAUGAUGCUGAAAAAUCAGGAGGAACAAAGCAGCAGAUAAGGGUGGACAGGAAGGAAUCCUUGUUUGAUGAAUCAGCUUUCGUCCCGGAUUAUAACGAGACCAUGGGUAGUGAAUCGGAGGAAGAUGUGCCAAAACAGGAACUGAAAAGACAGUACUCCACCGCAGAGAGUGAGAAAGUGGAGAGUGAAAGCGAGGAAGAGAGUUCUGGGGAGGAGAGGGAGAAGAAGCAGAAGAAGAAGAAGAGCAAGCAUAAAAAGAACAAAAAGAAGCAUAAAAAGCAUAAGAAAAAGCAUAAAAAGCAAGAUGGGGAUGAAUCUUCGUAACAUUUUUAAGGGGUGUGAUAGCAUUGUGAUUAAAGAUCAUUCAAGUUUCAUAUUUAUGGGCAUUAUCAAAUUAAUCAGAUUAGUUUAAUUAUUCAUAUCAUCACUGUGCUAAAUGCUGCUGGAUGUUCCAUUUUAGAAAGAUGGAAGAUGGGUUUAAAUUUUGUCCGUGUUCAUUCGAGUCAUACCUUGUUUCUUAACUGCAAAUGCUGCAGAGAACAAUCACAAAGGCAGUUAUUAACAAAAAUUCAAUAAAAAUUUAUUAUUUUUUGUGUUAUUUGCAUACAAAUUCUACUUUUUUAAAAAUCUCUUUUUUUAAUAUUUUUUGUGGAUAUUUUCUGAGAAAUCAUGGGAUGAUUCUUUCAAUUAUGUAAAUAAAAGUAACAGGAAAAUCCUUAUUUUGUAAAUACUGAAAUGUGUUCAAAAGUGCUUGGCAUUUUCUACUGACAUUUCCUGUGCAAGUAAAUUUAUUAUUUUUAAUGUUGUGAUUUGUUUGAAUUUUAAAUGGAAUUCUGUUCCUAUGGAAAGUCCUUGUGUCUGACUAAAACUGCAUCAGUUUCAUUUUCUUUAUAUGUAAAACAUAUACAAGUAUCAUAGUAUGGUUCAUGUUUUUCAUCCAAUACUGUACACAAAAAAGUGAAUAAAAAGUUAAACGUU